Molecule: messenger RNA, 2556 nt
Organism: Pangasianodon hypophthalmus (striped catfish)
Lineage: Eukaryota; Metazoa; Chordata; Actinopteri; Siluriformes; Pangasiidae
Product: regulator of G-protein signaling 18
Exons: 6
Coding region: 375-1412 (345 amino acids)
Source: RefSeq, a predicted model, not a curated record
CCUGGAACGCGGACAGGUUCGGACUGGACUUGGAUGUGGGCGUGGCCUAGAGUAAAGAGGGCGUUGCUGUUUUUAUUCACGAAAAACACUAAACAAAAAUCUGAAGAGCUUUCAGAGUUAGCGUUAGUAGCUCAGGCUACAGGUUAGCUGUUACAGGCUAUCAUUACAAGUUAUAUGUUAGAGUGUAGCUUUGAACAACAGGAUUGAAACUUUGAAACUGACUGAGGAAGUUGAGAAAGACUCUGUGUGUGUGUGUGUGUGUGUGUGUGUGUGAGAGAGAGAGAGAGAGAGAGAGAGAGGGAAGCGUCCAGCACUUAAGGAGGGAUCUUACCAUGUGGAGAAGAAGCCUGGAGUCACCAUAAGAAUAAGUAGUCAUGCGUCGCUUCAGUUCAGAAGGAUCCCUCCUGGGCCUGGACAUCUUUCCCUGGAAGAGUGUGUCUCAGAAGAAUGACCGCUCUGAUAAUGUGGAUGGAUCCAGCACCUGUAAGACCCUGCCAUGCCAGGGGAACAAAGUGGAUCACGGAGCGGCCUCUCUGCCUGCCACACCGGCCGCUUUGCAGGACCCCGUGAGCAGCUCAGCGAAGGAGCUCUCCAAGGAGCUCAGCUUUAGUGUAGAGGAUCUUACAGAACUAGACAUACCGUCUGGCAUGCUGAAAGUCACCAAUCUCAACGAAAGCUUCAAAGCGUACAGUGACAGUCAGCUGGCGCCGCAUGCUAUCAGCAACGGUGAGAGUGUAGAGAAGGACGACGUUCCGUCUCUGUGUCCAUCGUCCACGUCCACGCUCAACCCCGUCUGCUUUAACUCAGGCUCAGGGACACACCAGAACCGGCACCAUGUCCGGGCCAAGCUGUCGUCUGCUAAAUUACAUCUGAAGAGUCUGUUUGGGCAGAGCCCCCACUCUUCCAAUCCCAGUGUCACAGUACCGGAGCCCAGAGACCGGGAAAGCAGUGCCAAACAGCGGCGAUCCCGCUUCACAAAGCAGUGGAGUCAGGUGGGUCACGCGAAGACACGGCUCAGCAGGGCGGAGCUGGAGAAAUGGGCUGAGUCGCUCGACGUCAUUCUCAACAGCAGAGUGGCCGUAUCCGUGUUUGGCGCAUUCCUCCGCUCUGAGUUCAGUGAGGAGAACCUGCAGUUUUACUUGGCCUGCGAGCAGUACAGACAAUCGUCCAACACCUUCAGCCUGGGCCGACGCGCCAAGGAGAUCACUGCCACCUACAUUCAGCCUGGUGCACCUCGUGAGGUAAAUUUGGACAGUAAGACCCGAGAACUGACGCUGCAGCUGCUGAAAGCUCCCUCUCACAACUCCCUGUGCCAUGCUCAGAAACGCAUUCGUGCCCUACUGGAAUAUGACUGUUACCCUCGCUUCCUGCAGUCGAACAUCUACCUCACACUCCUACAGGAUGCUCACUAAGUGCAUGUGGGUCAAGGAGACAUCCUGAGGGCAUUUAAUAGAGUGAUGGACACAGGAAUGCCUGAAAAGGCAGGCACGGGUGGUGCUGAUUGUGAUAACCCUAGCUUGAAAAUAAUAAAGAAUUAAUAAUGAUAGAAUAAGCAACACUUCUUUCCUGCUCUUAAGUUAAUGUAUUGUUGGAAAUAGUAGAGUGGUUUAAAUGAGGGGCGGGGAAAAAAGCGCUGAUGUCUUCUUUACACUGUAGUACAUUGUUAUCCAACUCACCCAGUAGUCUUAGGCUAACUAAAGUGCACACUAACUUGUAAUCAUUACCUAAGACGCUGGCUCCCAUCAUGCUUGAGUGAGCAAGAGCAGAACGGCAUGCUUACAGAAAGCGACAACUCGUCAGGCGAGAUUGGCCUCCUCUCAAAGGGUCACAGCACUGGCAGUACAGGAAUAUCAUGACAUUUUCCCAGGAAUUCCUUCCUACCUGAUUCAACAAGUGUGUUUGGCAGAAGACCAGUGGCGGUUGUAAAGUGACCCAAGGCGCCAGGCUUGUGUAUAGAAUUCCUCACUGUUGUUUAUGUUUCUAUCAGUUUGGGAUAUUUAGAAAUAAAUCAUGUUUUAUAUAGUGUCUGAUCCCUAAACAGAAGUCACAGCAUGUUUUAUUGUUUCUGAUCCUUCUACAUUAGUCACAAGAUACAUUGUUGUCUUUUUUUGUUGUUGGACCACCUUCGUAACAAGAGCACCACUGUCCUUUUAAUGUCCUCGUCUCCUUUAGUGUCUCUUGUGGAGUUCUGCUGCAGGCUGGAUACACAAGUGAAUGUUAUAGAGCGAGACUGGCUUUCAAGGCUUUCUCAGUUGUAUAAGAGCUGGAAAUGUGGCCAUAUUCACUGUGUGAAAUCCCACUCUGACAUGUCAUUUAGUCUUUUCAACAAGUCCACUGGAUUAAAUGUUGAGUGCUGCACUAAAUGGCUGUUUAAUGAGCCACAAGAGUUUCAUUUUCUUGACUUAAGAGCUCUUAAUAUUAUUUUUAGGAUGUUUCAAUGGAAAACUGGGAUGUUUGACAUGUCUAUCCUACAAAACAUAGCACUUUGUUAAGAUUGUGUCACAUUUUGUGUGAAUUUAGGUAAUGGUGGUUAAAAAAUAAAGUUGCUCCAGUUGA